UACUGAAACUACAGCACAGGAAGAGUGGAUGCUGUAGUGUAGAUCACGGUUAAGGGGAAGAUUUUCAACUCUUUUCGUUUUUAGGAAUUAUAUCACCUUAACCCGGGAUUUACAAAUUUACAGCGGUUGCAACGCGUGGAAAGGUUAAAAAAUAAGCGCAAUAAUGAAAUCAGCUGCGAUCUUUUUGCUACUGAUGCUUUGUAACUGCGAGAGCGCGAGAUUCGCAGAAAGUAGAGAUGACAACAGCGUUUACGACCUGUUCGAGCUCAUCCAGGUGCCGAGGAAAAAUCACGGGGUCACUCUAGUAAAAGGCGACGACCCGUACAGUCCCGCCUACAAGAUCAUGAACCCCGACCUGAUUCCCCCGGUUCCCGAGAGCGCUUUCAGGGACCUGAUCGACUCCAUUCACGCGGACAGAGGAUUUCUGUUCCUGGCCAAUUUCAAGCAGUUUAAGAAGACGAGGGGAAGCAUCCUGAGCGUGGAGAAAAAGGACGGGUCCGGAGCCGUGUUCGAGAUCAUUUCCAACGGGAAGGCGAACACCCUGGACAUAGUUUUUUCCACCGAGAAUAAACAACAGGUCGUGUCCAUCGAUGAAGCGGAUUUGGCGGUGGGACAUUGGAAGAACAUCACGCUUUUCGUGCAGGAGGACAGGGUUGAAUUUUAUGUGGGAUGCGAGGAGGUGAAUACGGCGGAGCUUGAUGCCUCUAUCCAAAACAUUCUCACCCAGGAGACCCCAGGUGUGGCGAACUUGAGGCUCGGAAAGGGCGCAGUGAAGGACAAGUUCAUGGGCGUGCUGCAAAACGUGCGCUUUGUCUUCGGGACCACACUGGAGGCUAUACUGAGGAAUAAAGGAUGCCAACGCGCAACAAUGUCUAAUUUUAUCAAACUUGAAAAUACCAUAAAUGGAUCCAGACCUGCAAUCAGAACUGAUUACACUGGACACAAAACAAAAGACCUUCAGAUGAUCUGUGGCUUUUCGUGUGAAGAUAUGGCCAGCAUGUUCAAGGAACUCAAAGGUCUUGGUGUGGUGGUGCAAGAGCUAUCCAAUGAACUCCGCAAAGUAACAGAUGAGAAUAACAUGCUUAUGAAUCACAUGGGUGUCCAUAGCGGUGUCUGUCUUCACAACGGAAUAAUGCACAAAAACAAGGACGAAUGGACUGUAGAUGACUGCACAGAGUGCACUUGCCAGAACUCUGCAACAUUGUGCCGCAAGAUUUCGUGUCCCAUUAUACCAUGUGCGAACGCCACAGUGCCUGAUGGGGAGUGCUGCCCUCGCUGUGGAACCCCAAGUGACUCUGCUGAGGACGGCUGGUCCCCCUGGUCUGAAUGGACCCAUUGUUCCGUGUCCUGUGGAAGGGGCAUUCAGCAGCGCGGGCGCUCCUGCGACCGCAUCAAUAACAACUGCGAGGGCACAUCGGUGCAGACAAGAGACUGCUACCUUCAGGAGUGCGACAAGCGAUUCAAGCAAGAUGGCAGCUGGAGUCACUGGUCACCUUGGUCCUCUUGUUCUGUUACCUGUGGUGUCGGUGUCAUCACCCGCAUUCGUCUCUGUAACUCUCCAACUCCGCAGAUGGAGGGCAAAGACUGCCAAGGUGAAGGCCGACAGACCGAGAGGUGUGAGAAAUCACCCUGUCCAAUCAAUGGUGGCUGGGGACCAUGGUCUCCUUGGGACACUUGCUCCACAACCUGUGGGGGUGGCUUUCAAAGCCGUAAGCGCAUUUGCAAUAAUCCAGUACCUAAGUAUGGUGGUAAAGAGUGUGUCGGAGAUGUAAAGGCCUCCCAGCAAUGCAACAAACAAGCCUGCCCAAUUGAUGGAUGUCUUUCGAAUCCAUGCUUUGCUGGGGCCCAAUGCACAAGCUUCCCAGAUGGAUCCUGGAAAUGUGGAAAAUGUCCCACUGGUUACACGGGCAAUGGAAUUGACUGCAAAGACAUCAAUGAGUGUGAGGAAGUCCCCGAUGCUUGCUUUGAAUUCAACGGAGUCCACAGGUGUGAGAACACAGUGCCUGGCUACAACUGCCUGCCAUGCCCCACACGCUACACCGGUCCACAGCCGUUUGGAAAAGGGGUUGAGGACGCCGCUUCUAAGAAACAGGUGUGCACGCCACGUAAUCCAUGCCUCGAUGGCAGCCAUGACUGCAACAAGAACGCUCGCUGCAACUACCUGGGCCAUUUUGCCGAUCCCAUGUACCGCUGCGAGUGCAGGCCCGGCUUUGCUGGAAACGGACACAUCUGUGGAGAGGACACGGAUCUUGACGGCUGGCCUAAUUCUGAUCUUGUGUGUGUGGAGAAUGCAACCUAUCAAUGCAAGAAGGAUAACUGUCCCAAUCUUCCAAACUCCGGCCAAGAAGACUACGACAAGGAUGGAGUCGGCGACGCAUGCGAUAAUGACGAUGAUGACGAUGGCAUUACUGAUGAUCGGGACAACUGCCCACUCGUGUUCAACCCAAGACAGUACGACUACGACCGUGAUGAUGUGGGAGACCGUUGCGAUAACUGCCCCUACAACAGCAACCCGGACCAGACCGACACAGAUAACAAUGGUGAAGGGGAUGCCUGUGCCAUUGACAUUGAUGGAGAUGGUAUUUUGAAUGAGAACGACAACUGCCCGUAUCUGUACAAUGUAGACCAGAAAGACACAGAUUUAGAUGGAGUGGGUGACCAGUGUGACAACUGCCCUCUGGAGCACAACCCAGACCAGCUUGACUCUGACUCUGAUCGUGUUGGAGACAAAUGUGACAGCAACCAGGAUAUCGAUGAGGACGGCCACCAAAACAACCUAGACAACUGUCCAUACAUUGCCAACGCAAACCAGGCCGAUCAUGACAAGGAUGGCAAAGGAGACGCCUGUGACUAUGAUGAUGAUAACGACGGCAUCCCUGAUGAAAAAGAUAACUGCAGAUUGGUUCCCAAUCCAGAUCAAGUGGAUUCUGAUGGCGAUGGACGUGGAGAUGCUUGUAAAGAUGAUUUUGAUGACGACAAAGUCCCAGAUAUCUAUGAUGUGUGCCCAGAGAACGUUGACAUUAGUGAGACAGACUUCCGCAAGUUUCAGAUGGUACCACUGGAUCCCAAGGGCACUUCACAGAUCGAUCCCAACUGGGUUGUUCGACACCAGGGCAAGGAACUUGUUCAGACAGUUAACUGUGACCCAGGCAUUGCUGUCGGUUUUGAUGAGUUCAACGCUGUGGACUUUAGCGGGACUUUCUUCAUUAACACGGACAGAGACGACGACUACGCCGGAUUUGUUUUCGGUUACCAGUCCAGCUCUCGCUUCUAUGUGGUUAUGUGGAAGCAGAUAACACAGACUUAUUGGUCCCACACACCAACCAAAGCACAGGGUUAUUCAGGGCUGUCAAUCAAAGUGGUUAACUCCACCACCGGGCCUGGUGAGCAUUUGAGGAACGCUCUCUGGCACACCGGAGAUACUCCAGGACAGGUGCGCACAUUGUGGCAUGACCCAAAGAACGUUGGAUGGAAGGACUUCACUGCUUACAGAUGGCACUUGACCCACAGACCAAGAACUGGACACAUAAGAGUGGUCAUGUAUGAAGGCAAAAAAAUCAUGGCAGAUUCCGGUAGAAUUUACGACAAGACAUAUGCAGGUGGAAGACUGGGUCUCUUUGUUUUCUCACAAGAGAUGGUUUACUUUUCAGACCUCAAAUAUGAAUGCAGAGAUAUGUAAUUGCACAGGCAGGAAGUUUAUCAAAGAAUGCACCUUUCUGUUCAAAUAUUUAAGUCCGGGGACGGAUUUGAUGUUACUUUUCCUGCUGUUGCUCACACACUGGUGGAGUGAGAAAGCAGGCGGUCAAUUUUAAUGUAAUCGUCGCUGGUUGAGAGACACCAACUAGCUACCAAUGCAGAAUCUGGACUCCUCCACCAUUAGCAGGUAGAGCAGAAAAACAAACCAGUCUUCCUUGCUUUGCUUAAAUGGGAAGACAAGUAUCUCUCUCUGAAAAACCUCAAUCAGCUCUGUAUGGGAAGAGCUCCCAUGGCAGACAGCUAUGCACUUCAAACAUUCACUCUCUCUCUUACACAAAAA
Molecule: messenger RNA, 4036 nt
Organism: Paramisgurnus dabryanus
Lineage: Eukaryota; Metazoa; Chordata; Actinopteri; Cypriniformes; Cobitidae
Source: RefSeq, a predicted model, not a curated record